Helobdella robusta is the source of this 1059-nucleotide messenger RNA. RefSeq lists its product as hypothetical. The transcript has 5 exons. Bases 1 to 1059 code for a protein of 352 amino acids. The record is from RefSeq and is a predicted model, not a curated record. Lineage: Eukaryota; Metazoa; Annelida; Clitellata; Rhynchobdellida; Glossiphoniidae.
AUGAAAGAAAUUAAACAGCAGCAACAACAAAAUAACCACCACCACCACAAACAGCAACAACAACAUCAGCAGCAGCAACAGCCGCCACAACAACCACAGCGCCACAAGCGCCACGACAUCCACGACAACUUCAGAAACGUCAACCGCGUCGACGACUACGACGAAAAGAAAGGACAGAACGUAACGAAGGAGCUGCAAGAAACCUUCCUACACCAGCAGCAGCUGGAAAACCCCGACGAGACGCCCACCAUCGCCAAGUCGCCGUGGCUUCAACACUUCGAAAUCUCCUCAGAAAUCGCCGCCAACCGAACGCGAGAUCUAUUCUUCAAGAAACUCGAGGCUAAAUUUAAACACAGAAUCGAAGGCGCUUCUAAAAAAGACGAUGACGUCAUUAAUAAUAAGAAUAAUCAGAAGAGUGCAAAUAAUGCUGACGUUGUUGACAACGAUAAAAAUAGCAUUCAAACUGAAGAGGUGGCCCUAUGUGACAGGAUGAUCGGUACGGCCAAGCAGAAGGAGAAAAAGAAGAAGAUCCCGGUGAAAGUUGCCGUCCCGAAGAUCCCGGCCAACUUCACACUGACGAGUGUUGAAAUCCGUGUCACGUACAACAUUAAAAACGCCAGCCUGCUUAAGAAGAAGCAGCAGCAGCAGACGAAGUGGAAGAAAAAUCCAAAGAACAGAGAGGAGUUGGCCACUCACCAAUUCAUACCGGACGGUGAGACGACCAUGAAGACGUUCACACUACCUCUCUCCUACUUUAAAGAGCUCCUGAGAUCAAAGAUGGAUCCAUGGCUGCCUACUGAUAAGUUUCUGAAGCUGGUUAAAAACUAUACACAAAUAUGCAACAACAUCAACAACAACAACAGCAACAACAACAACAAAAACAACUUAAACGACAACUUCAACAACAACAGCAACAACCUCAACUUCAUCAUCAACAACAACAUCAACAACAACAUUAACAACAACAGCAACAACAUCAACAAGAAUGAUUUAGUAGAUGUGGGCCUUGUAACUCCUGCUGGAGAGAUGGUGAGGAGAGAAGGAGAGGAAAGAGAUUGA